Messenger RNA from Actinia tenebrosa (Australian red waratah sea anemone), 1486 nucleotides. RefSeq lists its product as uncharacterized. The record is from RefSeq and is a predicted model, not a curated record. NCBI's taxonomy places the organism in Eukaryota, Metazoa, Cnidaria, Anthozoa, Actiniaria, Actiniidae.
CUCGCGGCACGGCAGAUGCGAGUAUCAUUGACUGCGACCCGAGCUACUGAACUCCAGACAUAAUGGUCCACGAAGAAGCAGAAAACCGCGAGAGCGUCAGCUCUGUUGGAAAACUUUCGCGAAACCCGAGUUCUUCCAGUGCGACACAAGAAGAUGUCUUUAUGGAAUUGGAUAGUAAACGAUUCGAAAAGCCGCGUUCCAAUACCCCCAUGAGAAGGGUUAGUUGUAUCAGUAGCUUUGGUCGCAAAGCUUCCACGGAUGCUGGAAUCCGUAAAGAGAAUCUUAAUUUUGGGGGACGCAGGUUCUCGAUGGAUCUGUCCAGGCCAAGACUUUCUAUCGCAUCUAAACGCGACAGAUCGCUGAAUAAGUUGUAUUCUGAGAUGGACAUGGGGACAAGGAAAGCGGGCGACGAUACUGGGACAUUAGUACAUGAUUUGGAACUCGUCCAGACGUCGAACAUAACCACAAGCAAGAGAAUCGACAACUUGCUUAACGCUUCUGCAGAAAUGAGAGAAAGAAAUCGCCAUGUUUUUCCUUUCAGAGAUGCAAGUGCAAGCUUCAUACCCAGAAGGGACUAUCGUUAAAGACAAGUGUUCAGUACAAGGGCUGAUGGUUUUGUUCGUUUAAGACAGAGUAACUUUUCCGCGCAGGGGUUAAUUUUACCGUGUAUUAACAGUCAAAUAGAGACAGCAAGAUCUAUUAACCUCCACAAGUAUACCCAACUAUUUCAUGCAUGGGUUAAGUAAUGCCACUCUAUUUUAGUAUAUAUUAGAUAUUAGAGAAUAGUGCAUAAUAUAUUGUAGGAUGGAUGCCAGAAUAGCAGGAAAGGACUUUUACUCUUUUUUUACAUCUGGAAGACGUAAUCUUUUUUAGUCAAUUAACUGUUAGUACUAUAUUAAAGGUAGAUGAAGAGACAAGAAUGCUAGAUAUAUAUGUUGGUAUCAAGGUUUCUCUCAAAUUCAUGAUCAGCCAGAAUUUUCUUUUCCGAUAUGAAGUUCUAGAAGCCCAUAAGCCACAGGAAGCCCAUAUUAAUGUUUUAAAUAUAAAGUCAUUUUUCAAGCCACUUCUGAUUAUUUGAACUUCAGAUAACAGUCUUAUGUAUGAUGUAUAGCUUAUAGGUUGCUAUCAAUAGACGUCACUUCCGGUAAUAGCUCUUUUUUGAUGGCUUGUAGAAUCCUGGGGAUUGUUUUGAUCUCUUGUUUUCUGGUUUGAUGUCAUGAAAAUAGUCAAAUACAAUAGUUUGAGGACUUAUUUUGAUGUUUUCACUUAGCAUCCGUAAGUUGCCCCCCAGUAAACCGCUUGUUUGCCCCCCAGUCAACUCCAAAAAGUCACGUGAUUGAUAGUAAGCAAUAAUUAGACGUAAAUCUUUUGCUCAUGACAAGCGAACCAAAGAAUUUGUUAAAUCUUGCAAAAAGCUCCUCAAAUGUUAGUUUACUGUCAUAAAAAUGAAAAUAAUAAUAAUAAACUGUGUAGAUUUUCCUUGGAA